Molecule: messenger RNA, 1075 nt
Organism: Pistacia vera
Lineage: Eukaryota; Viridiplantae; Streptophyta; Magnoliopsida; Sapindales; Anacardiaceae
Product: pectinesterase inhibitor 9-like
Exons: 1
Coding region: 190-810 (206 amino acids)
Biological process (GO): negative regulation of catalytic activity
Molecular function (GO): enzyme inhibitor activity
Source: RefSeq, a predicted model, not a curated record
AAGAUAGAAGACGAAAAGCUCUAAAGAAACCAAAAAAGCAGAUGAGGGAAAAAUGAGACGUGACAACAUUUUCUCUAAUCCUUGAAGAAGAUGGGCAACAACCUUUUAAAUUCUAUAUAAACAAUUCCCAUAUUACUCACAUUCAUUUUAUUAGUAUCAAGUAUAGCUGCCCCUCCAUUGUACAAAGACAUGGCAAACCUACUUGGCCUUUUCUCAAUAGUUCUCAUGUUCUCUCAUCUUUACUUGGCUAAAAUGGCAGAAUCUGCCAUUACCAGACAUUCAAGUCCCAUCGACUUCAUCAGGGCGUCUUGUAAGGCAACUCGCUACCCCACGUUAUGCUAUCAAUGUCUGUCAGGUUAUGGUAGUGCCAUAAGACAAAGUGAGCAUCAACUAACUCUUACUGCUUUGUCAGUGAGUUUAGGGAGGGCAAGAUCAGCCGUUGCGUUUGUGGGCAAGCUCACUAAAGUAAAGGGAAUCAAGCGUAGAGAGUAUAUGGCAGUGAAAGACUGCAUAGAAAACAUGAGUGAUAGUGUGGACCGACUUGGCCAAUCAGUAAGGGAGCUUGGGCAUGUGGGUGCAACCGUUGGUCAGGACUUCAUGUGGCACAUGAGUAAUGUGCAGACUUGGGUUAGUGCUGCAUUAACCGAUGAGACCACUUGCUUAGAUAGGUUUGGUGGUCGUCGUAUGGAUGGAAACGUGAAGGCUGCAAUUAGGAGGAGGGUCACCAAUGUUUCUCAGGUCACUAGUAAUGCUCUUGCUUUGAUAAAUCGUUUCGCCGCAAGACACCGAGCAACUGAUGAGAAGCAUUAGCUUUCAUUUGGCUACUUCUUGGAGGUCACUGAAUUUUGUGUAUAACAUGAUAUGGUAUCUGGAUGUGAUAUCUCUUAGAGUUUGUGUCCAACUUUUGUUUGUAUCAUGUUUGGGUUUGGUUUAGCUUGUUUUCGGCAAGCAAGUAAAAGUAAAACUGUAUAAUUAGGAAACUUUAGAUCAAAUCUUAAGUGUGUUGUGCCAAAUUGUAAGCGUGUUUUGCAGCAUAAAGGGAUUUUGCUUCUAUAAUGCUAUUAGGCAUCAUUUG